Molecule: messenger RNA, 840 nt
Organism: Stegastes partitus (bicolor damselfish)
Lineage: Eukaryota; Metazoa; Chordata; Actinopteri; Pomacentridae
Gene: cunh8orf74
Product: chromosome unknown C8orf74 homolog
Exons: 5
Coding region: 1-840 (279 amino acids)
Source: RefSeq, a predicted model, not a curated record
AUGGAUUCCCUCACAGAGAGUGAAAUGACACAGAUAUCAAGACUCCAGAGAGAUGCUGGCGUGCAGAUGCUCAGCUGUCACUUCUCCUGGCCUGAGUUCUCUGACGAACGGCGGGGCUUCCAUCAGGAGUUUGUAUAUGACGUCGCUACGUUCGCUGCAGACCGUGGAUUCUCCUGGUCCAACGUGAUCCGGGCAGCUGUGACUGCUAAAGACAUGUUUCCACAGCUGGAUGAUCUCAAUGGAAACAAACUGCUGUCCAUGCUGAGAGAUGUGCUGUGUGAGCGUUUACCAAACCUUACUCCUGUGCACCGACACGAGCUCACCCAGUACCUCACAGACACCUGCUUUACCCGGCAGAGGCUUUUCCAGGCGGUGGUGGAUGGAGCUGCUGACGUGUCCAUCGUUCAGCUACACCUGGAGGUGCAGCUGCCACCAACGCCCUGUCCUCUAGUACAGGGCACAGACCUGCAUGAGGGGGAGGCUCAGCAGGAUCUAGCUAAAGUCACUUCAGAACUGCAACAGAAAGAAGAAGAGCUGAGAAGUCUCCGAGAGGGAUCAUGGUUCACUCUCAGCAAGGCCGGCAUGCCAGAAGAUGAGCAUCUGGACAAACAGAGCAUUUUGGAGGUGGUUCAUGCAACACUGAGGACCACAAAAGAGCAGAUAGAGGCAAGUUUGAACCAAGAGGUCACCCUGCUCGGUGAGAUCCUGCAGCUCAAAGUGCAGCACGCAGCUUUGGCCACUGGGAGGCACCACAACACAGGUCACACCAGCCGACGUCCAGACACACCAGCAAAAGCAAAGCAUAAAACAAGAGUAAAAGACACUGGAAAUGCUGUGUGA